AUGCCGCCAAAAUCGCCCCUGUCACCCAAGUCGACCAUGUCCUCCCGGUACACGCCGCACCCGUAUUCGCCCUCCUCGCCCGCCGGCCUGUACGGGGCCUCGCCGGCCCGCAAGCAAAAGACGAAGCGGUUUUCGUGCGGCACCGUCCUCUACGCCGUGUUCUGCCUGCUCGCGCUCGCGACCAGCAUCCCCAUUGUCGUCUUUGCCGGCCGGCUUCUCCACAGCUGGCCCGACUAUUUCCACAAAGCCGCCGGCAUCCCCUUUGCCGGCGGGCUCAUUGCCGUGGCGGCCGAUCUCUGGGCGGUGGUGUUCUUUGCCCAGCGCCACCGUGCGUUCUUGGUCGCCGUGCCGCUCGACCUGCUCUCUGCCGUCCUCGGCGCCAUUGGCAUCUUCUCGCUCCUGCAGGCCGGGUUUAACAACGCCAGCCAGCCCUUGACGGACGCCCAGGCAGAGCUGGCGACGAGCUGGUCCGCCGACCAAGACUUUGGCAUCAUCUUCUCGGGUCUCUUAUGGUGA
Molecule: messenger RNA, 516 nt
Organism: Sporothrix brasiliensis 5110
Lineage: Eukaryota; Fungi; Ascomycota; Sordariomycetes; Ophiostomatales; Ophiostomataceae
Exons: 1
Coding region: 1-516 (171 amino acids)
Source: RefSeq, a predicted model, not a curated record